Molecule: messenger RNA, 756 nt
Organism: Amborella trichopoda
Lineage: Eukaryota; Viridiplantae; Streptophyta; Magnoliopsida; Amborellales; Amborellaceae
Source: RefSeq, a predicted model, not a curated record
AAAAGGAGACCAAGAAGCAACAAAAACGACUUUGGCAACAUUAACAUGGAAGCGUCUCUCACAAAACAACGCGUACCCCCUCCCUCUCACCUUCCCAAAUUGCACCAUAAAACCCCUCUGCAACUCCCUCAUCACCUCAACCUCACCUCAAUCUCUCUCAAACUGUAACCACCAUCUCUCUCUCUCUCUCUCUAGAAUGGCGAAGAAGAAAUGUGCAUUGUCUACUAGAGCUUGGAGUCUCGUACGUUUUGCCUUGUUGUGGGCUAGGAAAGGUGGUAUCUUCAAGAGGGGAUUCAUUAGGGACCUCAAGCUCUUAGCCAGAUGCCCGCACCACUCCGAACUCACUGCUUACCGCCAGUUCUCCUUCGGCGACAGCCCGGCGGUCCAAUUAAAGCUUCCGAGAUCCAUCGUCAAGUUUCCAUGCAUGAACCCACCCAUCACAUUGGACAAUGACUAUGACUAUGAUGACAACCAUGAAUAUGACAUCGACCCUGAUGGCAAUGGUGCUGGUUAUGAUCAUAGCCAUGAGGAUUCAUAUUACGAUGGUGACCGCAAUGCAUCCGAGUGCGAUGAGUUGAUUGAUUCGAAGGCAGAUGAGUUCAUUGAGAGGUUUUAUCAACAAAUGAGAUUGCAACGCCAACUCUCAUGUUUAAAAUAUAAUGAGAUGCUUCAUAGAGGGGUUUCUUGAGGAAAUUUUCUCUCUUUUUUUUGUUGUUGUUAAUAAUUUUGUCAAUUAUAUGGUGCAUGUAUUAUUUC